This is a messenger RNA of Populus euphratica (Euphrates poplar), 2713 nucleotides long. Its product is annotated as Tetratricopeptide repeat (TPR)-like superfamily protein. The transcript has 2 exons. Gene Ontology annotation, molecular function: RNA binding; protein binding. Lineage: Eukaryota; Viridiplantae; Streptophyta; Magnoliopsida; Malpighiales; Salicaceae. Bases 178 to 1980 code for a protein of 600 amino acids. Gene Ontology annotation, biological process: RNA modification. The record is from RefSeq and is a predicted model, not a curated record.
GAAAAUCAAAUUUAUAAGAACUUAAGUUACUUAUCAAUAAUAAUAACAGUAGUCAAAUUAGACUUCAUGUGAACUCCAUUUCCCUCCCUUUUUCACUUCUCUUUUCUCAGCGGCUACUGAAGUCAGGUAGGUUCUUGCAUUUUUCACCAAUAUCAAAUUAUCAAUACUCCAAGAAAAAUGCGGACACUUUCAUGGCCAAAACGCCUAAAACAUCUGCUUUUAGCAUGCAAAGAUGAAGCCCCCGUAACCCAAAUCCACGCACUCAUAAUCACGACCGGUCUCUUCACCAAUUCAAACUCCAAUGGCCUCGUCAUAGCUUCAUAUGCCCGCAUUGGUGGCAUCAAGUCGGCCCGCCACCUAUUUGACAAAUUGCCUCAAAGAGGCGUAGACGCUUGGAAUGCCAUGAUCGUUGCAUAUUCUCGGAGAUAUCACUUGACUGAAGUCUUGAAUCUUUACCAUCAGAUGGUAAAUGAAGGAGUUAAACCCGAUAGCUCCACUUUCACUGUAGCGAUAAAGGCAUCGUCAAGCUUAAAGGAUUUGGAAGCUGGAGAGAGAAUUUGGCGUCGAGCGGUGGAUUUUGGAUAUGGGUGUGAUGUGUUUGUCGGGUCAUCUGUUUUGAAUUUGUAUGUAAAGUGUGGAAAAAUAGAUGAGGCUAAGUUGGCGUUUGAUAAGAUGGUGAAAAGAGAUGUUGUUUGUUGGGCUACUAUGAUAACAGGACUUGUGCAGAACGGAAAGGUGUUAGAGGCAGUUGAUAUGUUUCGAAGGAUGCGAAAGGAGGGGAUCGAAGGAGAUGGGGUUCUGAUGUUGGGAUUAGUUCAGGCUUGUGCUAAUCUUGGAGAGUUGAAGUUGGGUCUUUCAGUUCAUGGGCAUGCGGUUAGGAAAGAGAUGCUUAUGGAUGAUGUUAUUCUUCAAACUAGCCUUGUUGACAUGUAUGCUAAGAUCGGUUAUUUGGAGCUUGCUUCUCGUGUUUUUGAGCAGAUGCCCCGGAAGAAUGCUGUUUCUUGGGGUGCAUUGAUUUCUGGCUUUGCUCAAAAUGGUUUUGCAGAGUAUGCACUUGAUUUGUUGGUUGAGAUGCAGAGUUUGGAAUUCAAACCGGAUACGGCGGCUCUUGUUAGCGCACUUUUGGCAUGCUCACAAGUAGGGCAUUUGAAACUAGGCAAGUCUGUACACGGAUAUAUUGUUAGGAGGCUUGGUUUUGAACUUGUUCUUGGCACCGCAUUGAUUGACAUGUACGCAAAAUGUGGAUCACUUUCUUGUGCACAUGCCAUGUUUGAUCGGGUGGAUUCUAGAGACGUGAUAUUGUGGAAUACAAUGAUCGCCAGCUAUGGUAUCCAUGGAGAUGGAAAGGAAGUUCUCUCUCUAUUCCUAAAGAUGAAAGAAGCAAACAUAAGCCCUGAUCAUGCAACUUUUGCGUCUCUUCUCUCGGCUCUUAGUCACUCUGGACAAGUAGAUGUAGGUCAAUACUGGUUUAAUGUCAUGGUUAAUGAAUGUAAGAUCCCACCAAGCGAGAAGCAUUAUGCUUGCAUGGUUGAUCUUUUGUCCCGAGCAGGACGAGUGGAAGAGGCUUAUCAGCUAAUAGAAUCUAUGAACACAGAACCAGGUUUAGCUAUUUGGGUUGCCCUCCUGUCAGGUUGCCAUAAUUAUAGGAACCUCUUAUUUGGAGAAGUGGCAGCAAAGAAAAUCCUUGAUUUAAACCCAGAUGAUUUGGGAAUUUAUGCCUUGGUUUCAAACUUCUUUUCCUUGGCUAGGAUGUGGGAUAGAGUAUCUAUUUUAAGGAAGAUUAUGAAAGAAACAGGGAUGAAGAAAGUUCCUGGUUACAGUGCGGUGGAAGUGAAUGGAAAGCAUGAAGCUUUUCUGGUGGAAGAUAAGAACCAUCACCAGUACGAAGAAAUCUUGCAAAUGUUGGAUAGUUUGGAUAAUGAGAUGAGAGUUAUCAGACAUGUCCCAGACAGUUUGCAUGACGUUGAAGUAGUGAAUUGAAAUUUAUUGAUUAAUAGCUUUGGAGAUCCUGUUCUGGAAGGCAUUUUUUGUCCUUCAUAUUAACAGCUUCUUGGUGCUAUAUUGGGCACACAAAAACUUAGAUGCCCAGUUCCUGCAUGACUCUCAUCAAGCAAAAUGAUUCCCCUAAAAGUGCCAGUACAAAUCGCUACCUAUGCAUAUGGUGCAACUAAGAAGACAACUUUCCAUGGGGAUGUCUUACUCAGCUUGCCACGUUCUGAAGCUAAAUCAUUUUGGGCACUUGAGUUUUCACGCUGGCCAGAGAAAGGAAAGACCUGAAAGACCGGCAACUCAAAAGCAUAUAUUUGUUUGAUUGGCUCACAAGGACCAGGUUUCCCAUCCAUAAUCAGAGGCUUUGUGUGACGUCUCAUGUGGAACCUCGUGGGUCUAAACACUUUCGUCUCCCAAUGGAGCAUGCAGUCCAGUGUUUGGCAUUACCAGGGUUCAAAAGAUCGUAAACCCAAGCAGCGUGAAGUUUAGAAGAGCUGUGUGUAGCGAGAAACAUUGCAGCUCUUGAACAUCAAAUGCCUGACUGUAGUUUUCAGUGUUGAUCAAGUCCUGCAGAAUAAAAGGAUCAGGAUCUGUUAUCUGCUUUACCUAUUUGAACCAUGGGGUUUGCCAAUAUCUGGUAAACCUACUCCAUAUGUGUUUCAAUAUUUGGCUUUUGCUGAGACUGUACGUAAAUAUAGGCACCCUCAAAAGAAAGGAAAGGAAA